AUGGCUGAAGAUGAUGCGAUCGAGUCGGUUCGACGCACCUCAAGUGGGACAGGGGCUCUCCGUCUGACUUCUCCCAAGUCCAGUAUCAACACAGGCCAAAAACAGUCUUCGGCUUUGAGCGAGAAAACACACGAUAUCGAUGAUGAGGAGAGAGCACGACGGAUCGCUGAGGUCGACUUGGACCAGCAUCACAAACAGGCCUAUCGCGGACCUCUACUGUUGUGGCUGUCUUUCCAGAGCAUCGGUGUCAUCUACGGGGACAUUGGAACUUCUCCUCUCUAUGUUUACUCAUCAACCUUCACCAGUCAACCUAGCUGGGACGAUCUCGUCGGUGCGCUGUCGAUUAUCAUCUGGUCUCUCACUCUCAUCGUCACCGUCAAAUACUGCUUCAUCGUCCUCGCAGCUGACGAUGAUGGCCAAGGAGGUACCUUCGCCCUGUACAGCUUGCUGUCACGAUACACCAACAUUGCAAAACAAGAUCCUCAUGGUCAGGGUGGAAUGCGCAAGAUGGAUCGCUAUGAGACAAACGAUCUGAAGCCCAUCAACAGGGGACUAAGAAGCUUCCUUGAAAACUCCUCCACGGCUCAGUUCGCCUUGAAGGUCAUCGGUGUCAUUGGUGUGUCACUUGUUCUCGCGGACGGUGUUCUGACGCCGGCCCAGUCGGUGCUUGGUGCUAUCCAAGGCAUCCGAGUUGCGAAUCCCGCACUAGGAACACCGGCUGUCGUUGGCAUCUCUUGUGCGAUACUGGUGUUCCUGUUUUGCAUCCAGCCAUUUGGGACCUCCAAACUCGGCACAGCUUUUGCGCCGAUUGUCACAAUUUGGUUGCUCUUCAACCUCAGCUCGGGGAUAUACAACCUUGCACUCUACGAUCACACAGUGCUGAAGGCCUUCAGUCCAUAUUUUGCCUUUGCCUACCUCACCAGAAAUGGAUUCGAAGGCUGGAAGUCACUCGGUGGUCUGCUUUUAGCCUUCACUGGUGUUGAAGCUCUCUUCGCAGAUUUGGGUGCAUUCAGUCGCAAGGCUGUGCAAAUGUCUUGGCUUUGUCUGGCAUUUCCUUGUCUCAUCUUGGCGUAUGCGGGUCAAGCAGCCUAUAUUUCCAUGGAUGCAACCGAGACAGCAUACUCCAACCCCUUCUUCUACACUGUUCCGCCAGGAACCCUCUACUUCAGCUUGGUUCUUGCAGUUCUUGCGGCAAUCGUAGCUUCGCAGGCCAUGAUCACAUCCAGCUUCCAGCUCCUUUCGCAAGUCAUGCGUCUGUCAUAUUUUCCCCACGUCAAGACCGUCCACACGAGCAGUCGAUUUCACGACCAAAUAUACAUCCCCAUGGCCAACUGGUUGCUGAUGAUCGGUACUAUCAUUGUGACAGCUGUCUAUAACAAUACAACUUCUCUCGGCAAUGCUUAUGGUGUCUGCGUCAUUCUCGUCACCUUUAUCACCACGUGCAUGCUUGCGUUGGUCGCAAUUUUGAUCUGGAGGACACCAUUCUAUCUGAUCCUGCCAGUAUUCCUCAUAUUUGUUUCUCUCGAUGGAGCAUUCACGUCAUCAGUACUCGUCAAAGUACCUGAUGGUGCCUGGUUCACAAUCUUACUCGCCGCCAUCCUCUCCUCGAUAUUUGUCCUCUGGCGCUACGGUAAGGAAUCUCAAUGGGCCGCCGAGUCACUCGGCAGACUCGCCCCAAGCAGUCUAAUCCGCUCCACCGAAUCAACCCCCUAUCUCACCGUCGGGUACGGCGGUUCCCGCAUCAGCACCGUCGACGGCCUCGGCAUCUUCUUUGACAAGACAGGCGACUGGAACGUACUGCCAGUGUCGUUCACGCAAUUCCUCAUCAAAUUCGCCGCCCGGCCCCGCAUACUCCUCUUCUUCCACAUGCGUCCGCUACCCGUCCCCUCGGUGCCCAUGGACGAGCGUUAUGUCAUCAGGCAGAUCGAUGGUGUAGGACCGGGCUGCUACGCCGUGGUCCUUCGGCAUGGGUAUGCCGAUGAUGUGAUUCGGCCCGGGCUCGCGCGGGAACUGGUCGCUCAGGUUGAACUGUUGAUCUCGUCUCGUCGGGGCACCGAGGCGCCCGAACUGGAGGCGCUAAGGGUAGCGUGCGAUGCGCAGACGGUGUACGUGUUGGGCAAGGAGACGAUGCGUAUCAAGAAUGCGGAUGGGAUCGGUGCCUUUUUCAGACGGGUGCUACUGGGUACUUUCUUGUGGCUUAGGGAGAACACAAGAACUAAAUUGGCGGAUCUGGAUAUUGAUGCGGAUAAGUUGAUUGAGGUUGGGUUUGUCAAGGAGAUUUAA
This is a messenger RNA of Pseudomassariella vexata, 2283 nucleotides long. Its product is annotated as potassium transporter-domain-containing protein. The record is from RefSeq and is a predicted model, not a curated record. Gene Ontology annotation, cellular component: membrane. The transcript is spliced from 7 exons. Gene Ontology annotation, biological process: potassium ion transmembrane transport. Gene Ontology annotation, molecular function: potassium ion transmembrane transporter activity. Bases 1 to 2283 code for a protein of 760 amino acids. Lineage: Eukaryota; Fungi; Ascomycota; Sordariomycetes; Amphisphaeriales; Pseudomassariaceae.